Molecule: messenger RNA, 2855 nt
Organism: Cheilinus undulatus (humphead wrasse)
Lineage: Eukaryota; Metazoa; Chordata; Actinopteri; Labriformes; Labridae
Product: ceramide-1-phosphate transfer protein
Exons: 2
Coding region: 113-769 (218 amino acids)
Biological process (GO): intermembrane lipid transfer; ceramide transport
Cellular component (GO): cytoplasm; cytosol; membrane
Molecular function (GO): ceramide 1-phosphate transfer activity; ceramide 1-phosphate binding
Source: RefSeq, a predicted model, not a curated record
UCACUUUUCACAUUUGUUGACACUUCCUGUUUAUUAGCAUCCAUUAGCUACAUCUAGUCAUUCAUUUGUUGCCUCUCCGCCUCUAUUUAGAGCACUUCCGCGUAGGGAUACCAUGGCUGAUUCUGUGGCUGCAGAAGAUCAAAAAUUCUGCUUACAGGAGGUGCUCGAAACUUUCAAACUGUGUUUGUCGGAAAAUAAAGAAGUCUAUCUUGAACACUACGUGGCUGGGUGGCGUGGUCUUGUAAAGUUUCUGAACAGUUUGGGAAGUGUUUUUGGCUUCAUUUCCAAGGAUGCAGUCAACAAGAUCAAGAUCCUGGUUGCCUACCUGGAGGGAGAGAAUGGUUCCCAGUAUGUCACCAUCCAGUUGAUGCUGAAAUACGAGCUUGAUAGUGGACUAGUGGACCUUACCAAGAGGGGAAACCACCCUGAGUCCGGCUGCCGUACUCUCCUGAGGCUCCACCGUGCCCUGAGAUGGCUGGAGCUCUUCCUGGAGCGCCUUCGCACCAGCAGCGAGGACAGCAAGACGUCUGUGAUGUGUGCAGAGUCUUACAAUGAGUCCCUCGCCCAGCACCACCCGUGGUUGGUCCGAAAGGCUGCAGGCAUGGCCUUUUGUGUGCUCCCUGGACGUCCGGCAUUUUUCGAAGUGAUGAAUGUAGGCACGCCUGAGCAGGUUGUGGCCAUGUUAGGGGAAGCUCUGCCUCUGAUCUCUGAGGUGUACCAAAUCACAGAGGAACUUUAUGCUCAAAAUAACAUGCUUGACUUACCAUAGCAGCUGUUAUUUUUACAUCUACAUGAUCCAAUAUUUACCAUGUGUACCUGCUGUAUGGCUGUCAAGCUGGCUGCUAAUCCUGUUUAGUGGUUUAAGUGUUCAUCAGUCUCUGAACAGUGUUAGAUAUAAACAAUCAUUAUCACACUGAUGCUAAUCUGUUACUACUGCAUUACAAAUUUUAGUUUAAACUAGUGAUAUUUAUAAUGCAUGUUUAUAUUUAAUCCUAUUAAUGCACUUCUUAAUGAUUGUUUUAAUUUAAAAACACAAAGGGAACCAGAGUGAGGCCCAGUGAUUCUUUGAUCACUGCUAAUAGCUGUUAGUUUUCAUUGUUCAUCAAGAAAGGAGACCAGGUUUUUCCAAUAUUUAGACUUAGAGCUGCAGGGAUUAGUUGGUUAAUUGAUACACUGUUCAAAAGAAAAUUGAUCUGAAAUUUAGUCUGUAAACUGAUUCAUAAUUUUAAUGAUGUUUAAGCAAAAUGGCCAAAUAUUUCAUAGCUUGUAACAAAUUUGCAGCUUUAUUUGACUUGGCAUUACAGUAAAUUUGACCUUUUUAUGAGAUAUUCUUAGAUGUGAUUCUAAUCAAAACAUUAGGUAGCAAAUAAACACUUGAAGAUUGAUUUGAGCGUGUACUAGAUUAACUAUCUGUUACAGGUAGCCCAUUAAUUUCUAUAGCCUUGUUUGAAGACGGGUAAGAACAAGCUGCUUACAAUGUCCUUAUGUGGAAAUAAGCAAUUUGCAAAAUACCUCUUUUGCCAUUAAAAUGGGACCAACAAUAUGGAAUAAGCCAAAAUAUCAGUAACUGUAUCAGAAAUUUGGAUCUUUACAAUCUGCAAUGUGUUAUUUUCAGCAACUUAUGAAACAGGAGUUUUAGUGGUGGACUUAGAGUUGUUAACUUCACAGUUUUUGGUCAAUGCAACUUUUUAUUUGAUGUAAAAACAGUAUGCUGUUUUAAAAGGAAUGUACUGUACUUUAUAUUACAUAUACAACACCAUUAAUUCAAACAGAAUUUACAAACAGUGUAGCUUAAUAAAGCAAAUUUCAAUGUGCUUUAUGGUCGUGUGAUCAAUUCACAUUUUAACUAACAAAAUAUUUAAUGACGCUCCAAAGAGAAGUUCAGUUUUACGAUGUUUUAUAAUUAUGAUUCUUCGCUGCAUGUAUCCGUGACAGUCUUCAGUCAUGCAGGCCAUUUAAAUUAGCUAGGGUUGUAAUUAACAGGCCUAUCCUAUGUAGUGAUGUGUCCCCACUACAUUAUGUUGACCCAUGUGGUCACUAGGGACAGUUGGAACUUUGAAUACCCUUCUCAUUUUGUUUGAAUUGAGCACCCAAACUUGACAAUUAUCUGCAAAACAAUCCAACAAAUAACAUACCAAUAACUUAUUUACUUUUAUUCUUAUUUCUCCAUAUUAUUUUAUAUAUUUGAGUAUUAAUAGUGUAUCCUGUUUAAUUCAUAUUCAUACAUUUCUGACCUCUUUUUUUCUUCAAAUUUCAAUUAUUUAUGAGAAACUCUAGGGCACGAAUUUCUUCCCGGGAAUCAAAUAUUUCUAAUAGUCAUGCUGUUUUUAGCUGAUAAUUUAAUUGAUAUGGUUAUACAUAAAUACAAAUUUUAUAAUUGGAAAAAAACCCCACCAAGUGUUCUGAGCUAGAAGUUGCCUGUGGUGGCAGGAAUAAAUAAAUUCAGUUCACAACAUUAAGCACUACUCCUGAGGCGUGGGACAAUUUGUAAGAGUUCUUUCCACAUGUAUGUAAGGCCAACAACCGACAGCCGACAUCACAAUGACUAAACCAAAGACAAUAAAAUGUGACAAGUUCUAUCUUGCCUCUACGCUGGGUAAUGAAGAGAGCCAGAACUUUCCUUUUGUCACAGCCUUCCAAUGUGAGAUAGUUUUUCUGUCCUUGCUGCAAUCAAAACAAAAUACAGCUCAAAGCUGGGCACUGACAAUGAGCAAAGAGUGGGCACUUCAUCACUGAAGGUUCAUGUAGCUGUUGCUAUUCUGCACUUCUUGCAGGCAAUGUUUGAGAUAAAAUCUCAAUAAAUGUGACUGUGUGUAGCAUCUUUCUAUAUAUGUUUAUGUAUGUAUGGUGAUGAG